Molecule: messenger RNA, 636 nt
Organism: Micromonas commoda
Lineage: Eukaryota; Viridiplantae; Chlorophyta; Mamiellophyceae; Mamiellales; Mamiellaceae
Exons: 1
Cellular component (GO): chloroplast
Source: RefSeq, a predicted model, not a curated record
GUCAACCCGGGCCUCUACUGCGACUGGUCCGUCACCGACGCGGACGUCGCCGAGGUGUGGGCCUACCGAGUCUCCCUCUCCGUCGUCGCCCUCAGCGUCCUCGCGUGCUCGUCCCGGGUGUUCAUAGGGAACGGGGGCUCGGACCCGUCGUGGCUCGACGCCGCGUACUUCACGGGCGCCGCGGGCCUCGGCGUCGCCCUGCGCCUCAUCCACAUGUACGUCGACCCCAUCAAGAAAUUCAUGCAGGCGCUCUACGCGGCGGGCCUCGCGGGAUCCAUCGGGGUGGCGGCGCUCGCCUCCCAAACGGGCGACGGCGGGUCGGUCCCGGCGUAUGUCGUCGCGCAUCCGGCGGCGGUGUGGGCCGUGGGGCCCAUGUUCGCCGCCCUCACGGGCGUCGCGUUCAAGGAAGGGAUGUGCUACGGGAAAGCCGAGUGCGCGGCGCUCUUCUUCGUGGUGCCGGCGACGCUCCUCGCGCACCUCACGGGAUUGGCGAACGAGGAGAUCGAGAAGGGUUUGCUCGGUACGUGGUGCGUACUCAUCGCGGUGUUCGCCGCGAGGAAGUACACGCAGGAGGUGAAGGACGACAUCGGCGAUAAGAGCGUGUUCAUCUUCGCCGACUUACGCGAGGACGAAAAG